Zingiber officinale is the source of this 1376-nucleotide messenger RNA. RefSeq names its product sphingoid long-chain bases kinase 2, mitochondrial-like. Gene Ontology annotation, biological process: phosphorylation; protein insertion into mitochondrial inner membrane; phospholipid biosynthetic process. The transcript has 12 exons. Bases 155 to 1213 code for a protein of 352 amino acids. The record is from RefSeq and is a predicted model, not a curated record. Lineage: Eukaryota; Viridiplantae; Streptophyta; Magnoliopsida; Zingiberales; Zingiberaceae. Gene Ontology annotation, cellular component: TIM22 mitochondrial import inner membrane insertion complex. Gene Ontology annotation, molecular function: ATP binding; kinase activity.
AAACCCAUGUUGCUACAUUGCUGCUUGUCUGAGGAAGACGGGAGGGGACGAAGUCGCCGCGAAUCGGAGCACCAUCUCCUCUUCGGUUGGUUGGAAGAUUCAGAACGAGUAGAAUCUCUCCUUUUUCCUCUUUUCAUCCGAGGAAGGUCCGAGAAUGGGGUUCGCUGUCGCAGCGACGGCGGUCAAGCCCUUUUUAUUGAUAAGAGCGAACCACUCGACCGCCCUCGACCUUUCCUCCGAUCGUACCGGCGGUAGUGUCUCCCGGUCGAAGAAGAACUUUGUCUUCGUCGUAAAUCCUAGAGGUGCUAAUGGAUGUACUGGAAGGGAAUGGAAGAAACUUCUGCCCUAUCUGCGCACCCGGCUUGGUGAACACUGCAACAUAUACGAGUCUAUUACAUCUGGUCCUUUGCAUGGCGUGGACAUAACAAGGGAGGCAAUAAAGGAGGGAGUAGAUGCUGUAGUUGCUGUUGGAGGUGAUGGUACACUUCAUGAGGUCAUCAAUGGUUUCUUCUGGGAGGGUCAACCAGUGGCAGCUCUUGGACAAGGGCUUAAACCAUCCACCACACUUGGUCUCAUUCCACUUGGAACUGCCUCAGAUUUUGCUAGAACAUUUUCGUGGAGAAAUGAUCCAAAUGAAGCAAUUGAGAGAAUUCAAAGAGGAUUGAAAUCUAAACUAGAUGUUGGAAUUAUUACCGGUCAGACUGGAGAACAUCAUUUCUUCAUUAAUGUUGCAGACAUUCACUUGAGUGCAAAGGCAGGUUAUUAUGCUUCUAAAUACAAAGGUUUUGGAAAUUUUUGUUAUGUUUUGGGGGCUUUAAGGGCUUUCAUAGGGCAUGAAAGUCGGAACCUGAAAGUCAAGAUAGAUGAUGGGCAGUGGGAGGUAUUCCAUAAUGUCACUGCUAUCUGUAUAGGAAAUGGUAAAUAUUUUGGAGGUGGGAUGAAGAUAACCCCAACAGCAGAUCCAUCUAGUGGAAAACUUGAGGUUGUGAUUCUCCAAGACUUUAAGUGGUAUGACUUCGUUUUUAAAUUGCACAAACUAUAUAAUGGAUCACAUAUAUCAGAGAAAAAUGUAUGUUUGAAAAGUGUAAAGUCAAUUGAAGUAGUUGAGGAAAUUUGCAAAGGUGACAUCUAUUACCAAUCUGAUGGAGAACAUUUAGGAUUUCUUCCUGCAAAAUGUUCAAUUCUACCAGCUGCAAUCGACUUCUUCUGCUGACAAGAUCCCAUCUGCUCUUUGUUCCAUUACAGUUUUUUAGCUACUUUAUUUUUUUAAAGCAUGCAUAGCUUGCAUUCUCUGGAAGUAUUUAUUUGCCUGUAACUGCAGAUUUGCACUAUUCUACAUGGUUGGUAUAUAUUUUCGUGUGGGGUUUCAUAGAACA